CCGACAUCUGUAGCACCACGAGAACUACGCAUCUGCCGCCAAGAUGGUCGAUCUCUCCGAAGGCGUCCCUUUUUCGAAACAAAAUCUUCACGAAGGAAACCGAUAUAUCAAAAGAGGCCAAACAUUAUUCCCAUGUCCAUCCUCCGUGAACGCCUCCACUUUCUUCGACCUGGCCCCUGACGAAGAGGUCGUUUCUGUGCUUGCCAAACCAAUGGCCAGGAUUAUCCUUGAAUAUGAUUUCUCGAUUGUGACUAAAUCCGGGCAUGGGGUGCGUCCCGCUGAGGCUGAGGCCAUGAGACUUAUCUCUAGAUAUACCACCGUGCCUGCAAUGCGCUGCAGAUGGCUCCCCCUCAAAAGACCCCUUACUAGAAAAUCUCCAAUCACCACCCCGACCCCUAACCAGCGAUUCAGACCUACGGGCUCGCAUCUACGAGCGCUAUCUCCAUUGCGGGGGUAGUCGGUACGAGCACGAAUUACCCAACAUGCUGCCGAAAUCUGACCAUGCUGUGUUCGCGCAUGGGGAUAUCGCACCUCGAAACAUCAUGGUUGAUGAGAACGGUAACAUCAUAGGAAUUAUCGACUGGGAGUAUGCAGGCUGGUAUCCGGAUUAUUGGGAGUAUGCGCAGAUCAUGAGACCCGCGUUCUGGGGAGAUUGGUCGAUAUGGAUGGAGCGGACUGCUCCAGAAAGAUGGAAUUUAAGUGGCAUCAAUGCUUCUCGCAAAGUUCUGUUCUGAUGACAUUGUAAAGAUGCUUUGGGGCUGUAUGUUGACAUUCUGGAUAGCCCAAACAAUAAACAGCUCUCUGGGAAAUUAUUCGAGAUGCAUGCUUUUUCAUUAAUGGAAUUUUGAUGGCUUUGUUGGAUCCUUUCCGCAAGAUGGUCGGACUGGUCAUUUGAUGACUACAAUACAAAUACUGGGGUUCUGUGGGCACUCUUAUUGCUGCUGGUGUCUUUUAGAUUGUGUCCGUUAUUUUUCAUCUCUCAUAGGGGCUGUUGUUACAUAAAAAAAGAAACAGAAAAUGACCUGGAAAGAUUGUG
Molecule: messenger RNA, 1036 nt
Organism: Aspergillus wentii DTO 134E9
Lineage: Eukaryota; Fungi; Ascomycota; Eurotiomycetes; Eurotiales; Aspergillaceae
Exons: 1
Coding region: 483-734 (83 amino acids)
Source: RefSeq, a predicted model, not a curated record